Messenger RNA from Argiope bruennichi, 9712 nucleotides. Its product is annotated as A-kinase anchor protein 9-like. Gene Ontology annotation, biological process: signal transduction. The record is from RefSeq and is a predicted model, not a curated record. Bases 109 to 9222 code for a protein of 3037 amino acids. Gene Ontology annotation, molecular function: molecular adaptor activity. The transcript has 41 exons. NCBI's taxonomy places the organism in Eukaryota, Metazoa, Arthropoda, Arachnida, Araneae, Araneidae.
UGUGUUGUGUUUUGAUUUCUUGUGUGUAUGUGCAGUGUGCACUAAAUAUUUAUUAGCAAUGGAUUUUUGUAUAUAAAUAUUUUAUGUCUAUAAUUUACAUAUUUUGAUAUGGAUGAUGAGAGACGAAGGAAAAUUGAAGCAGGGAAACAGAAACUUGCAGAGUUUAAAAAGAAAAGACUUAAAAGUAAAACAAAAAUUGCUGUUGAGAAUCCCAACCCUUCCCCAACUGUUGGAUGUUCUAGUCUACAAAAUACUGAUGAAGAUAAAACUUCCUGUUCUGUAGAUAAUUCAAACAUUGAAAGUUUAAAUAUGAAAGCAGAAUCAAAAGUUCCUUCAAGUGAUGAAAUAAGUACUGACUUAGCAAUGGAUAGUUCCUCACAAUUCUCAGAGGGGAGUGAUGAUGCUGCUCAUCUGGUUAAUGCUGAUUCUGAAUUGCUGUCUCUUUUUGACCAAAAGAUUAAAAGAUAUCAGUCAGCCAUUCAACACAAAGAUGCAAUUAUUCAAAAAUUGUCAGACAGACUAGCAUCAACCAUGAGUGCUCAUGCUGCCCAUUCAGAAAGUGAAGAAGUUAAAAAAUUGCAAAAUGAAAUAAAUUUGCUGCAAGUACAAAUAAAAGAGGCUGCUGAAAUGUUACAGAAACAAAAGUGUGCAAUUGAAGCUAAGACAGAGGGUGCUUCUAUUGAAGAAACAAAAGCUUUGUGUGAGGCUGGUGUGCAAGCUGAAGUAUCUUUAAGUGUGUUAGAAGAAUUGAUUUUAGGAUAUUCUAAUGUUCCAAAUUUCUCUGAAUGGUUAAGUGAGUUUCUGAAAAAUAAUGCUGCAGUAAUAAACCUCAAUCACAUUUUAGCAGAUCUGAAUCCUCCACCAGUGAAUGAUGACAGUGCUAAUCACAAGCAACCUCCUUCAGAAGUGCUAGAAAAUCAUCAAUGUACAUAUCCCAAUGACAUGCCUUCUUUGUUAAAAAAGAUGGAAUCACUAAGUAUUGUUGUGAAACUUUUAGAAUCCCUUGCAAAUAUAUCAUCUUCUAGAGCUUCUAUUGAUGGUGCCGGUGACUUUUCUUGUAGCAAAUUUCAGAGCUAUUUCUUAAAAAGGCUGAACUCUGGUGAUGGAGAACCCGAUGCAUCAGAAAGUGAAAGCCAACUGUCUGAUAUGAAUUAUGUUGAUGUAGAAACUCCAUGUGUACAGUCUUUUAAUAAAACUCCAAGUGAUAUUUCUUCUGUAGAAAAGUUGAGAAGCCAAAUAGCUGCCGGUGAUUUUAGUAUUGCUACUGAUUUUUUGUUGAGUGAAAUGGAAAAAAUAUCAACAUGUAUACCAUGUGAGAAACCUAGAUCUCAAGGUGAUAUCAUGAUAGACUCAUUAGAUUCUGAUGUUUUGCCUGAAGUACCAAGUACAGUGCCUGAAUCCCUGCAAAAUGAUGAAAAAUCUUCCAUAGAUCCUGAUUAUGAAAAGUUUUUAGCUGAAAAAUCUAAACUAGAAACUAAACUUAAGCUUUUGAAAAGUUUUGAUAAAGAACUACAAGGUACAGUGCAGAAUAAUUGUCCCAAAUUCCUUGAUGCAGAAACUUUGGUAAAUUCUGAAGACAACAUACUUCUAGAAGAACCUCCUAUGUCUUGCAUGAGUCUUUUAUCUCUCACAGACAGUGAAUAUAGAACUGAAAAUGCUAUGACAGAUUCUGAAACAAAUUUUAGCCGUAAAGUGUCCUUCGACAUGACAAGAUCCAUGCAAGAUGGGGAAAUUUGUUUAAAGUGUGAUAAAUAUUUUGAACUAAUGAGAGAAAAAUAUGAUGAUCAUGUGUGUAUUUUUAAAGAGGCCUUAGAAAACAGUUUGAAUCUAGAAAAGACUGAAAUGCUGAAAAAACUGGAAUCAGAAAUUGAAAAAUUGAAGAUUGAUAAAGAAAAUUUGAUGAUUGAAACUGAUAAGCAAAUUGAAUUACUCUGUCAAGAGCAAGAAAUGAAAAUUAAACAUUUAUCAAAUGAACAUGAUAAGGAAAUUGCAUAUUUCCAACAAACUCUUAAUAAUUGUAAUACUGAGAAACUUGCACAAAUUAAAACCUUGGAAGAGCAAUUGAUGGAAUCAAACACAAUAGUUUCCAAACUUAAAGAAGAAAUGUGCAAGAAAAAGAAUUUGGAAGAGCAACUUGAUGAAUCAAAUUCAAAAAUUAAUACACUUUUAGAAGAAAAUAAAAAACUGCUCUUUCAAGUGAAAUCCUUAGAAGAAGAGUUAGUGUCAUCAAACAAAAAAAUUAAUGAAAUUUUUGAAGAAAAAGAAAUUCUUUUACAAACAAUUCAAAAUCAUCAACAAGAGCUUGAAACUCUAAGAUCAAGCCAGGCUGAAGCUAUUGCUCAAGAGCAGAAACGGGUAGAAAGCCAAUAUUUAUCUACUCUUGAAGUAUUGAAGAAGCUUCAUGAGGAUGAAAUUACAGAUUUGAAACAAUUAUUUAAUAAACAACUCCAAGAAAAAGAAAACGAUCUUCAAGAAGAAUAUACAAAGACUAUCAACUUAAUAGAAACCACUCAUUCCAAUGAAUCAGCCGACUAUCAAAAGAAAAUCGAACAACUUCUUGAGGAGAAAUGUGAGCUUCUUUCCAAAACGACUCAGGAAUAUGAAGGGAUCCUCAAGAAAAACCACAAGGUCCUGGUAAUGCUGGUGAAUCAUCUUCAUAGGCAACUUGGGGUUCAAAAGGAACGUUUAGUUAAUGAAAGCCGCAAAUCUGUAAAUUCUGAUAUAGAGUUAACUUUUUCUGAUGCUUUGGAAGAAUUGAACAGAAGUAUUGAAGAUGGUAUACUGAAAUUUUUGAACCAAAACUAUUUUUUGAGUAAUGAAGAGAACUUUGAUGAUACUGAAUAUUUGCCUGUAGAAAUAAGACUACCCAUUACUGAUAAUGAUCUGCCUAUGAGGAAAAAUGGUGAAAAAUUCCACAGAGAUUUGCAGAAAUAUGGAGUUAAUGCAGAGAAAGAAAUCAGCGGUAGUAAAAGUCUAACACAAUUGUCAGAUCAUGCACAAUCAGAAGGUUCACUGGAAUCAGAAGACAUCUUAAUGAUCCAUUCUGAACUUAAUAAACUGCAAGAGCAGUUUCAGAAAGAUGCUGCUAUGUAUGAAGAAAUCAAUGGCCAACUCCUUCAAGAAUGCCAAGGUCUUCGGAAACAAGCAGAAGAGCUUGAAGACAAUAAAAAAAAACUGGAAUUGCAAUUGCAAGAAAAGGAAAAAGAACUAGCUGCCAAAGAGUCUCAGUUGGCUGCCAUUGAUGCCAGUUCUGUGAAGGGUAGCAUAUCAGGUCCCCAUCUUUCUUCCCAUGAUAAUAGAUCUUUACUUGAUGCUGCUCGAACAAACUUUCGACUUCUUAAUGUGUUGUCUGAUUUAGUAAAAACCUUUUUGGACAUUGAGCGUGAUAUCAAUGCCCAUCUUGAGAAACAUGGUUUAAUUCCUACUCGACCAGCAUCUUUGACUCAGCAUGAUGAAGAAACUGGUUACAGUGUUGGGUCUCGAGAAGAUUUUACUUCGUUGAGUAUUGGUGGAGAAUGCCCUACAAUUGAAUUGGCUGAAGAUGGUCCUGAUCUGACUCCAAGAGCUUGGGAUUUAUUUGCUACUGCUGGAGCAUAUGAUGCUGAUAUAGAAGGAGAGGAUGUUGUUCUGGGAGCAAGUCGUCGAUUAAGGUCUGCUGUUGACCACCUUCUUAAUCUCCUUACUCGUGCCUUGGAUAAUCAGCAAAACCAAGAUUUGAAAUUAUUAUUGAAACGAAAUGAAGAAUUAUCUCAGGAAUUGCAAGAAGAAGUGGAAGGCAGAGAUGCUUUGCACAUGAAAGUUGUUACAGCUGAAAGUACCAUUAGGAAGCUUGAAUGUGAAAAACAGAGGUUAGAAGAUUUGAUCCAAGAUCUGCAAGAAAAUCAAGAAAUAAUGAAGAGAGAACUAACUAUGGAAAGAAAUAAAUUGGCUCGUGUGUCUCAUGAAAAAGAAAGUGCCAAUGAUGAAAUUCAAAUGUUAAAGGAGCAGUGUGAAAUGCUUGCAAGUAGACUGGGAGACCCAGAAAGAACGGACGCUCAUAAAAUCUCGAAAACUUCCGACAAUUGUUUGCAUGAUCAGCCAGAACUUUUACAAGAAAAUUCCAGGCUUUCUACUGAAAAACAAUCAGUUCAAAAAAGCCUCAGCCAAGAACGUCAGUCUUUCUGUGAUCGUUUACACCAAAUGGAAAUGGAAUUGGAAGGAAUCAGAGCAGAAAAGGAAGAAAUCAUAGAGAAGAAGUGCAGAGAAAUAAGGGACUUGAAAGCAGAAAUGGAAGCUAUGGAGAAGCAAUUGCAGUCCAACAAAAAAUUUAUUGAUGAACAAGCUCAAGAGAGAGAACAGGAACGUGAAGAAUAUAUAAGAGAAAUAACAAAAAUGCAAGAUAUAGUGCGAGAAAAAGAAAAGAUACAGAGCAAUGAAGUGCAAUUAAUGAAAGAAAUUGAACAGUUAGAACAGCUCUUAAGAGCAAGGAUUGAAGACCACCAAAAUGCAAUGAAGAAGAAAGAGAUGGUUGAGAAUGAUUUGCGUCAAUCUCUAGAUAAAAUACGGGAUUUGCGUGAUGUUAUUGAAGAAUUAGAAAAAAAUUUAGAUAUGAAAUGUAAAAUAGAAGCUGAGUUGCGACAGAAAUUAGCCAUGAUGACUGAAUCAGUUGAUAUACACAAGAAAAUGAAUUCAGUUUUGGAAGAUGGCAUGACCAAAUCUAAAACUGCUCUUAUGAAUGGAGAAUCCAUGGAACAAGUCGAAAAUCUGAAAGAACAACUUGCUUCACAAAGCCAAGAAAUUGAACAAAUGUCACAAAACCAGACUUUGUUGCAUGAGCUCAGAGGGCAGAUACAUUUCCUGGAAGCUAAAGUUGAGCAGCGAGCUCGUUUGCUAGAAAGUAUGCAUCUCUCAUCAUUUACUAGUCCUAUUCAAAGUGAUGAUAAUUCUCCUAGUGGCUCUCAAGGUAGUGACAAUUUGCAACUUCCCUGUGAAGAUGGUUAUGAAAUGUCACCUCGUUCUGUUCAUUGGCUUGAAAUUCGAAGAUUGGAAGAAAAAAUUGGUCGAUUGGCACACAUGGAUGAGGAGCUUAUCAAAAAGAAUAAAGAAUUAGAAACUCAGCUGAGAAGAAUGAAAACUCAACAGAUGGAAAGUCAGCAUGAAAAUGCUGCUCUACAAGAAAGAUUGUCGGAACAACUUCUGCAAAUAUCUGCUUUGAAAUCUCACAUUCAAGAGCAAAAACACUGCCUGACUACUCCUCAAAAGUCCCAAGUAAUUAAUGAAAGAAUUGAAGAACUUCAUGAAGCAUUUGAAAACCAACUUGAGGAAAACAAAAAACUCUUGUCUCAGCUUCAGGAAACCCAGAGAGCUUUUAAUGCUCUGGAAUCUGAAAUUGAGAAGAAAGAUAAUUUGAUCAGGACUCUACAAAAUACUAUUUCUAGUACUAACGAGCAAAGGCAUUUGGAUACAAAAGCAAAGGAUCUCUCUUCUGUAACUUCAGAUGUGAAUGAAUCUACUGCUUGUUUUAAAUUAAUGCUUCUUGAAAAAAAUGAAGAACUUGUGAGCAAAACUCAAGAAUUGGAAAAUUUGAAAAAGGAAUUGGAAAGCCUACAAAAGAAUUCUCAAACUUCAGCACUGUCUGGACAAGAAUUAGAAACAAGAAUCAAGAUUGCUGAAGAGUUCGAGAAAGAAAAUGUCCGGUUGAAAUCUGAAAAUGAAAUUUUGAAAAGUGAAGUGGAGUCAUUAAAUGAAUCACUUGCAAGUGUUAAAGAGCAAUUAAAGAGUGAGCAAAAUCAAGUGGAAACUCUUAUGGAAGAAUUGGCACAUAUUUCUCAAGAUAAUAUAGAAGAUGUGUUUUCUCAUAAAUUCAGUAGUUAUGAAACUUGUGUGAAAACACUUGAGAAUGCAAAAGUAAUGCUUACCAGAAAACUCUCUGAACGUGACAAUCAGUUGAGAGAGAGAAAUUCAGAAAUAUCAUCUCUGAAAAAUUGUAUUGCAAUUCUCGAAUCCUCCGUUCGAGCUGCACGAAGAGAAUUGGAACUUGAACAGGUGCAAGUGGAACAACUUCUGCAAGAAAUGGGCAGUCUAACUGGUUAUCAGAAACGACUUGAACAGGAUUAUGAUAUAAUUCAAGAAAUGAUGCAACAAAAGGAAAGAGAAUUAGCCACAUUACAUGAAGAAACAGAUGCACAGAUGAAAUUAGAAGCUGAAGUAGAAUCUCUAGAGAGAGAGCUGGAGGAACAAAAAUCUAUUGAAUCAGAAUUGAGACAAAUAAUGAAGCAAAUGGAAGGGGCUUUAGAAGUUUCUAAAAGCACUUUAAAAUCAGAAAUUGCACAGUGGAGAUUGAGAGUUGAAAAUCUUGAAAAAGCUCACAGUGGAGAAGUUGAAACUUUAAGAAAGCAGAUUGAUGUGCUGUGCAAGAAUAUAACUGGCAGUGAAGUGGAAGAUAUUGAUAUAACAGAAAUCAAGAAAGAAAUUCUAGAGGCUGCUAAUACAUUUGGCCCAGAUGACAAGAAAGCUUAUGGUGAUUUAAUUUAUGCUCUACUAAAGAAAGCUGUUGAAGCUAAGCUAAAGAAAAUGUCGAAAGAUCAUGAAGCCCAUGUAAAAGAGAUCAAUCAGAGUUGGGAAAAUAAAAUAAAAUCAGAACUUGGUAAUUCUAGUUAUGAUUUCAAAUCUCAUUUUGAAAAACUUGAGAAAGAAAAUCUUUUACUGAGAGAAAAAUUUGAUGAACAGAAUCAACGAUUAUCAGUUGAAAAGGAUGCACAAUUUGAUGCUAAACUGCAAGAGAAAGAAAGAAUAUUAAGACAGGAAUUAGAAGCAAAGUAUGAUUCAGAGAUCAAUAAUCUCAAAUCUAGCCUGGAAAAUGUUUUGAAGGAGAAAUCUGAAUUAAAAUCCAAAGCCAAGGACUUAAUCCGACAAAUAAAAGAACAGAAACUAAAAUAUCAAACUCAGAGGAAUCAGAUGUUAAAAGAAUUUGAAGAUAAAAUUAUAUCUGCUAAAAAAGAACUUCAGGAAAAAUUAGAAAGUAAGCAACUGACUGAAACCAUAUGCAAGCAAGAAAUCGAAAGAUUGCAAACAGAACUGCAUUCUAAAUUGGAAAAAGAAAGAACCAUUGAAGAAAGUCAUCGAGAAGAAAUUUCUAGGUUGCACAAAUUUUUUGAAACACGUUGGGUAGAAGAGAUGAAAAAAAUUCAAGAAGUUCAAAUAGAAGAAUUGAAAAAGUUGAAGGAUACUAAAGAAAGGAAUAUAGAAGCAUUAUGUAACCAUUUGUUUGCACAAUAUAGUGAUAGAUUAAAGAAACUCCAGGAAGAUUAUGCUACUCAGUUAGCAGAAGAGCGCAAAACAACCAUUUUGCAACAUAGAUCUGAAUUGAAGACUUUACAGCAGGCACUAGAAAGAAGAUUUGAAAAUGAAAAGAAACAAAUCUUAGAUAUAAAAGAAAAAGAAAUCAAAUCAUUAUCUGAAUCAUUAGAAAGAAAGUACAGGAAGAAAUUGAGUGAAUUGCAUAAAGGUAGUAGUAAAAUGAAUAAAGACAACAAAAGUAGGUGGGAAGAAGAAAGAUUAGAGCUUAUUACCAUACAUGAUCAGGAAAUUGCUGAAUUAAAACAAGAACUGGAAAGUAAAUAUGAAAAAAUGCUGCAGAAUAGUCUAAUGUCUCAUGAAGCUGAGAUUAAAAGUCUGGAAGAAGCUUAUAGUCAAAAGGUUGAAGAAGUACAUGAACUAAUAAGAGAAGCCAGGCGUGUAGCAGCAAAGAGUUGUCAUUCAGAUUCUGGUUCUAAUCGAACUGCCACUCCAUCUUCAGAAAUGUCUUCUGAUGAAACAUGCAGCUCAUGUCAAGAAGAUAUGUUACCUGGAAAUAAGCACAUCUUAGUAAACAAAAUCCAUCAGGAUGGAAAGCGGGUUUUGUCUUUGAUUGAAUCUUCUCUUGCUCCUUCAUCAACAGAGCGAGAAGCUAGAUUAUGGAUUGAGGAACGCAAAUGGAUCGUAAAACGUAUCCAAAUUUUGACUCCUGAGAUUGUUGAUAAUCCAGCUAACCUGAAGCUAGUCAUCAGUAAUUUGGUUGAUGAGUUGUUUAAUGCAAGAAAGAAAUUAAUUAAGUAUAAUGAUGAAGUAAACAAAACUCAAGAGAAGUGCUCACAACUUGAAGAACAACUCAACGCUGAACGCUCUAAAGUGUAUAUCAUUGCAACAAAUUUAAAUCAACAAACAAAAGUUAUUAAGGACCUUGAAGCAUUAUUAAAUUUGAGGACGUCAGAAGUUACUGAAUUGAAAAAAAUACUUGCUAAUGAAAACAGUACACAUUACCAGCAGAAUUCAUUAGAAAAAGAUGGUGUGUUACAGCAUCAUAGUGAGAAUUUGACACCUUCAUCAUAUGAUGUUGGUUGCUUGAGAAGUGCAGAUGAACCUAGAUCAGCAGACAAAUUUUCCAUGUUCCUACCUGAAAUAGAAAGUCCAAACCUUCAGAAAUCUGUAGAAGACAUUGGGGUUUCUCGAGAAGGCCUGGCAUCAUUAGCUCAAGUAUCCAAAGAGUUAGAUCUAUAUCUUGACCGAUCAAUUUCUCAAGAAAGCAUCAGUCAAGGAUCAAAGAAUGAUGUCUCCAGUGUUAGGGAGGAACUUAUGUGUAUAUUUGGAGAUAAAAGGCAUCGGGGCUCCUAUGAUGCAAAGCUCCAUGGACUUUAUUGGGUGUAUAAACGAAGCAUGAGCUACAAUAAAUCUCUAGUCUAUCAAAAGAAAUAUCUAUUAAUGUUGUUAAGAGGUUUCCAAGUCACAGAGAAAGCAACUUUGGCUUGGCUUCAUCGUAUGGACAAUGAUAUUUCUCCAAGAUCACAAGGGGAUGAUUCUGUUGUGAGUAGUGAGCCUCCCUUAAGGGGACGAUCUCUGUUUCGUUCUGGUGCUCUUGUAAUUGUUGCCAUUCAGAGAAUGAAAUUUUAUGUGAGACGUUGGCGACUUUUGGCCAAAAUACCGUCAUCCCAAGUUGUAGAUGCUGAAAUAAGGACAGUUUUUCAAAGCUAUUCAGCAUUUUCACCAACAUUAACUCCUGGUGGAUGUAAUUUAUCAUCACUUUCAUUAUCAUCUAAAGCAACAUCUGUUAGUGGACAUUUUAGCAAUAGUCAAAGUGUAACAAUUUCAAGGUGUGAAAAUAAGACAAAGGAGAAAUAUUCCACUCCUGAUAAAAGGCAGCUGAUUGAGUAUGUCCGUCGUUUAGAAACACUUCAAAAACAACUUGGAUUGGACAACUUCAGAUGAUGUUCUAUUAGAAUUAUUGUAUAUAAUGUAUUUAAAAUAAUAUUUUAUUCAUUAAUGCCAAAGAAAAGUGUAAAGUUUUAUUAUCCUUUUUUCAGAAAAUCAAAUAUUUAUAGAGAUUAUUUUUAAUACAAAGACACUAAAAUUGUGUAAAUUUUUUGCAUUUUUGUAUAUAUAUAAAAAAUAAUUAUAAUUUGUUGAUAUCUAGUUGUGCCUUAAAAUGUUAAUCUUGAAUUUUAUCUCAAUGACUUGCAAAAUAAUUUUGCUUUGAAUUUUUUUUUUUUUUUUUUUUUUUUUUAUCUGUCUAAUUGUGAUUUUUGAAUGGGCUUUUGUUCUCGACCUUAGAUCUAAAAGAUGUUGCUACAUAUUUUCCUACUUGUGUUCUUAAAUCACAUUAAAUUAGCAUGUUACAUAAAUUCAUUGUUGAAAUGUGUGUUGUAUGGUUUAAGUGUCAGUAUUAUUGCUCACAUAAAUAAAUAUUUUGUGCCUUCCA